Molecule: messenger RNA, 1520 nt
Organism: Onychostoma macrolepis
Lineage: Eukaryota; Metazoa; Chordata; Actinopteri; Cypriniformes; Cyprinidae
Gene: orc4
Product: origin recognition complex, subunit 4
Exons: 14
Coding region: 148-1446 (432 amino acids)
Biological process (GO): DNA replication; DNA replication initiation
Cellular component (GO): nuclear origin of replication recognition complex; nucleus
Molecular function (GO): DNA replication origin binding; ATP hydrolysis activity
Source: RefSeq, a predicted model, not a curated record
AAAAUCAACGUGCAUUGUGCAGUUUCGUGGGCCGCAGAGCGCCAUCUGCUGUCGGCGCUCAUCUUUACACCGGAAAUACGAAAUGCUGCUUCCCGGAAAUACGCGGGCUUGUGGCGCGAAAUCACAGGACCUACACUGGUGGUGAAGAUGAGCAAACGGAGAUCAGCCGCUCUCACUGAAGCCCAGUGCGUCUCUCUGGCUCAGAAGCUCCUGCGGGAGAGACUGUGUCAUCAGAAGCUGCCGGAUCGACCCGUGGGUCUGGACUCACAGUACAAGCACUUGCUGGAGCUGCUGAGACGCACAGCUGUUCAUGGAGAAAGUAACUCGGUCCUUAUUGUUGGUCCACGAGGAUCCGGUAAAACUAUGCUGCUGGGUUGUGUUCUCCGGGAGCUCAUGAGUCUGAAGGAAGCGCACAAGAAUGUUCUUCUGGUGGAGCUGAACGGUCUUCUGCAGACAGACGACAAAAUCGCUCUGAAAGAAAUCACGCGCCAGCUGCACCUGGAGAACGUCGUAGGAGACAAAGUGUUUGGGAGCUUUGCAGAGAAUCUGGCUUUUCUCUUAGAAGCUCUCAAGAAAGGUGAUAAGAGCAGCAGUCGUCCCGUGCUGUUCGUGUUGGAUGAGUUUGAUCUGUUCGCUCAUCAUAAGAACCAGACGUUGCUGUAUAAUCUGCUGGACGUGUCUCAGUCUGCGCAGGCGCCGGUCGCUGUGGUGGGACUCACCUGCAGACUGGACGUGCUGGAGCUGCUGGAGAAGCGAGUGAAGUCUCGGUUCUCUCACAGACAGAUUCAUCUGUUCAGCUCGCUCUCGUUCGGUCAGUAUGUGGAUGUGGUUCGCGCUCAGCUCCGUUUGCCUCAGGACUUCCCAGAUCCCAAAUUCUCCAACGAUUGGAACCACAGCGUCACGAAAUUAUGUGAAGAUAAGUCGGUUGAGGAGAUUUUGAAGAGACACUUUAACGCCAGUAAAGAUUUCCGCUCUCUGCAUUCACUGCUGUUUCUGGCUGUAAGUCGAGUGUCGGUCUCUCAGUCGACUCCGCGUGAGGCUGAUCUUCUAGAGGCCAGUCGCUUGAUUUCUGCCGAUUCGAAAGCAAUCAUCCUUCACGGUCUGUCUAUUCUAGAGCUGUGUUUGAUUAUUGCUAUGAAGCAUCUGAAUGACACUUAUGAUGGAGAACCCUUCAAUUUCCAGAUGGUCCAUAAUGAGUUUAAGAAGUUCAUUCAGAGGAAGUCUCACUCCAUCCAUAAGUUUGAGAAGCCCGUGGUGAUGAAGGCGUUUGAGCAUCUGCUGCAGCUGGAGCUGGUGCGUCCGGUGGACUCCGGCGCGUGUAAAGUUCAGCGCGAGUAUCAGCUGAUGCGGCUGAUGCUGGAACACGGUCAGGUGAUGGAGGCGCUGCAGAGGUACCCGCAAUGCCCCACAGACGUCAAACAGUGGGCCCUCUCGGCCUUCGCCUGAACACGUGCUGAAAUAUGCAUUUGUAAAUUAGAAUGUAUGUAUAUAGAUUUUUUGGGUUGGUUUGUUUACAAUAA